AUGGAUGGGGCCGCUGCCAAAUUGGGCGCAGCACCGGGAGCCGCGAAGCCCUUUGGUUGCACUGAGGUCGACAAGCCAAAGGCGGCCAAGGCGAAGGCGGCGCCCACGUGCUGCGUCAACUUCGCCCUGUGCGCCCCCGGGAGCAGGUCCGCCUGGCUCGCCCUGGCCUUCCCCGAGGAGCACCCGGGCCUGGCGGCGCUCGGCGCCGGGGCGGGCCAGGAGAUAUUCUUGCAGCUUGACGGCACCACCAACCGCUCGGGGGACACGUGGCACGUGGAGAUCAGGCCGUCAUUUCCCGCCAAGGGUGCGAAGUACGCUUGGUUGCUGGAUCCGGCACUCGGCCCAGAUGGCUUCCCCUCGGCGGCGGCCAAGCGCAUCGUCGACCCUUGCGCGAAGGAGCUCGACUCCUCCAACGCGCAGCAUUGGAACGUGCGCGGCACCAGAAGGUAUUCGCCGUGGGCGGUGGUGCCAGACCCCCGCGCCAUGCAGAAGUUCGACUGGCAGGGCGUUCAGAGUCCGGGCCUGGCCAUGAAGGACCUCGUCAUCUAUGAGGCGCACGUGAGGGGCUUCACCGCGAACCCCGACAGCGGGCUGGCGGAGGGCAACGCAGGAACUUUCUUGGGAUUCGUCGAGAAGAUCCCUCACCUCUUAAAGUUGGGCAUUAAUUGCGUGGAGUUCCUUCCCGUGUUCGAGUUUGACGAGACGGCUUGUCCACGGAAGAACCCCUCGAACGGGGAGCAGCUCUGCAAUUAUUGGGGCUACUCCACCGUCGCAUUCUUCGUGCCCAUGCAGCGCUUCUCCAAUCGCGACCAGACCAGCGGGGCCAUCGUGGGCUUCAAGACGCUGGUCCGGGAGCUGCACCGCCAGGGCAUCGAGGUCAUUCUCGACGUGGUGUUCAACCACACCGCCGAAGGCACGUGGGGCGAGCACAAUUGGCACUCGAUGAGCGCGGUCUCCAAGCCCAGAUACUACUUGCUCAGCCACGGCAAGGAUACGAAUUACACCGGCUGCGGGAACACCAUGAACGCAAACGACGGCUUGUGCGCGGACUGGAUCUGCGAGUGCCUGCGCUACUGGGUCCGCGACAUGCACGUGGACGGCUUCCGCUUCGACCUGGCGUCCUCGCUCUGCCGCGGGGGCGACGGCCAGGUGCAGCGCGAGCCGCACCUUAUCAAGAAGAUGCUGAAUGACCCCGUGCUCAGUCGUACGAAGCUCAUCGCCGAGCCCUGGGACUGCUCGUGGCCGGACGGCUACCUCGUGGGCAAGUUCCCUUCGUGCGGGACCACUCGCUGGGCGGAGUGGAACGGCGUCUGGCGGGACACGGUGCGGCGCUUCAUAAAGGGCGACCCGUGCAUGAAGAGCGAGUUCGCGACCCGUAUGUGCGGAAGCAGCGACCUAUACAGGCACGACGGUAGAAGUCCGUUCCACUCCAUCAACUUCAUUACGGCGCAUGACGGCUUCACUUUGUACGACCUCGUCUCGUACAACGAGAAGCACAACCUCUGCAACGGCGAGAACAGCGGCGACGACCACAACAACUCUUGGAACUGCGGCCACGAGGGGAACACCGGAGACGGCAACAUCAAAGCGCUCCGAGAUAGGCAGAUGCGCAACUUCUUGGCGGCCCUGUUCCUCAGCAUCGGCACGCCGAUGAUGGUGUUCGGCGACGAGUACGGCCGCACGCAGCACGGCUGCAACAACGGCUGGUGCCAGGACUCGCUCAGCUGGUUCUCCUGGGACGGCUGCUCGGGGCAGGAGAGCAGGCUCCUCCGCUUCUGCCGCCUGCUCAUCGCCUUCCGCAAGCGGCACGCCCGCGUCUUCUGCCGCGACGGCUUCCUCUCCGAGAAGGACAUCUGGUGGAGGACCUACUGGGAUGAUGAGUACAGCUACCUGUGUUGGGUGCUGCACGAUAACCACGAUGGCAAGUACGACGGCAUCCUCAUAGCGUUCAACGCGGGGCACGAGACGAGGCGCUGCGACCUGCCGCCGGGCAAGGAGUGGUACCGCAUCGUGGACACGAAUCUUCCCUCGCCGAAGGACAUCUGCGAGGACGAGAAGAGCGCCACCAAGAUAGGCAGCGGCGACUACUCGAUGGCGCCCCGCAGCUGCAUCGUGCUGAAGUGCUUCGCGGACAAGGCGGGCGCCUACGACGCGAAGCUGGAGCAGGACUACCUCGACCAGCAGAGGCUUGAGGAUCACCUAGAGACAAUCGCGCAGAGGAGGAUGUCGAUGGAGUUCGACAUGCAGAGGACCAUGUCCCGGGUGUCGUUCUCGAGGCUGGUCAGCGACGAGGAGGCGGAGGAGACGUGGCAGAGAACGAUGAGCCAGUCGCUCAUGAAGAGGCAAAGCAUGAUGUCGGGCUUUAUCUUGGAGAUGGAGGGGCCCGACGGCGAGAAAGAGUUUGCUGUCCAGCGCCCGGACGGCCACCAGGUCCCGGUCAUCGGGCCAGACGGAUUGGUGGCAAACGGGCAGGCGGCAGUAAAGAAGAAGGCCGAAGCAGAGGCGGCGGCCAAGAGGAAGGCCGAAGCGGAGGCGGCGGCGCAGUUGAAGGCAGUCGAGGAGCUGGCGGCCAAGAGGAAGGCCGACGAGGAGCUGGCGGCCAAGAGGAAGGCCGACGAGGAGGCGGCAGCCAAGAAGAAGGAGCCCGUCGUCCUGGAAACCCCAGAGGCGGUGCGGAACCUUCUGUCCGGGAAGCGCGCGCUCCACGUCAAGGGUUUUGGCGGCGGCCUCGGAGACGUCCCCGAGGAGCAGCGGAGCGAGCAGCGGCGGCAGGACGAGGCCGCCGCCCAGGCCAUCGAGCGGUUCUGCCCGGACUUCCUGGUGGUCGACGGCAUCCCUGGGGCAGCGGGUUCCAGCGGUACAUCAAGGCCUAUGCGGACAGGCAGGUCCGCGCCGGGCUGGCCGUGCCGACACUCAUUUGGGUGA
Prorocentrum cordatum is the source of this 2925-nucleotide messenger RNA. NCBI's taxonomy places the organism in Eukaryota, Dinophyceae, Prorocentrales, Prorocentraceae. The record is from the annotation of a GenBank genome assembly.